This is a messenger RNA of Cataglyphis hispanica, 1246 nucleotides long. RefSeq names its product ubiquitin-conjugating enzyme E2 G1 (gene Ube2g1). NCBI's taxonomy places the organism in Eukaryota, Metazoa, Arthropoda, Insecta, Hymenoptera, Formicidae. The transcript has 4 exons. The record is from RefSeq and is a predicted model, not a curated record. Gene Ontology annotation, molecular function: ubiquitin conjugating enzyme activity. Gene Ontology annotation, biological process: protein polyubiquitination; proteasome-mediated ubiquitin-dependent protein catabolic process. The coding region runs from base 462 to 755 and encodes 97 amino acids.
CGGCUCUUAUUUCGCGUGGGGCGAACCCUAACCUGUACCGGUACUGUACGCGGCGCGUCUCUCGGAGAUGGGAGUAUGCGGCGCUGAUGGUCCAUUGACGUGUCGUAGUUGGCACGAGCGUACACAUGUAUACACGCGCGCGUUCAUAUAUUACGUUAUUGCAUGACUCGAAUGAUGCUGCUCUUUUACACGUUGUUGAAGAGUAGAAAACAUAACCUCGACACUUUGACACUUUCCCCCCACGUGUAAUAAAUUUUCUUUUGCCCUCUGAAUGUGCCGUCUUGAGAUUACAAUAAUUAAAUAAAAACCCAGUAGAAGGGUUUUCUGCAGGCCUCAUAGAUGACAAUGACAUAUAUCGGUGGGAAGUACUCAUUAUUGGACCUCCGGAUACAUUAUACGAAGGUGGUUUCUUCAAGGCACAUUUACAGUUUCCAAAAGAAUAUCCACUUAGGCCACCACGAAUGAAAUUUAUAACCGAAAUAUGGCAUCCAAAUAUUGACAAAAAUGGAGAUGUGUGUAUAUCGAUACUGCAUGAACCUGGUGAUGACAAAUGGGGAUACGAGAAAGCAUCCGAGCGGUGGUUACCAGUUCACACAGUCGAAACUAUUCUGAUAAGUGUUAUUAGCAUGCUCGCAGAUCCUAACGAUGAAAGCCCUGCUAAUGUGGAUGCCGCCAAAGAGUGGAGGGAAAGUUAUACGGAAUUUAAAAGAAAGGUGGCGAGGUGCGUAAGAAAAAGCCAAGAAGAGUGUUUGUAGGGGAUGAACAAAUAUACAAAUGGAAAGACUUAUUUAAUUCUGGAAAGCCGUAAGCAGCACUGUAAAAAAGAAACCGAUGCUCAGCAUAAAGCUAACGGACAGCAGUGCCACUAAAAGCGGAAUAAGCCUGACCUAUCCUUAUGCAGAGAGAAGAAGACAGAGUGUGUGUGAACGCGAGAGUAAAGCUCAUGCUGCUCUAUCAUGUUUAUUAAACCAUCGCCACCAACAUAUGAUCCAGAUCCAUCAAAACGGAGAACAUAAAAGAAAUACACACGCAAUUCAUCUUUUACAUAAUAAACAGCUAAAGAAAAUUAAUUUACACAUAUACAUAAAGCAAAAAAAUCAUCUCUGUAUAAUUACUACCUUAAUAUUAAUAGUUCUUAUAAACUCUUAACUCUCCCCUGCCCCUCCUAUGCUCAAGAAUUACCCUGACCCCUUUGGAUCGAACCUUGUAAUUUAAAAUAAUAUGUUUACGUUUAUCUCAAUAAUAA